This is a messenger RNA of Arachis ipaensis, 1208 nucleotides long. Lineage: Eukaryota; Viridiplantae; Streptophyta; Magnoliopsida; Fabales; Fabaceae. The record is from RefSeq and is a predicted model, not a curated record.
CAGUAGAGCUUCUUCUUCUCCGACGAUUGAGAAAACCCGCCGUCCUCUAUCGGAGAGCAGAGCUUCUUCUUCUUCUUCUCCUCCUCUGCCGAGCCCGCCACCGCGCCAUCCUGUUCAUCAUAAUCAAUUCAUCAUAUUUCAUCAAUCGCUUCGUCUCUCUGUGCCGUUGUUGCUGCUGCCUUCAAUUGAUCGUGCUCAAUCAAAAUCAGUCUUCAAUUCAAAGAUUGAUGAAGGAAGAAAGGGAGUGAAAUGCGGUAUCUAUGGUGCCAAUUGCCCUGGGUGGAUAAUAAGCAUGGAGGUUGUGGCUGGAGAGCUUGAACUGAAUCAUGAAUGCAAUUUGAUGCACUGGUCACCAGAGGAUUUCGAAUCUAAAUUGCAGGGGAUCUUGAUUAAUGGGCAAUUCCCAAGGCCCACUAUAGAUGCAGUUACAAAUAAUUUAAAAACACCAGGGGAUGAAUUGGAAGUGAAUCUCAAGAGUUGGGCUGUUAGCUCAAUAUCUAGCUUUCAGAAUAUUUACUUUUUGGAGAAUUUGAUUGGGAAGGGUGGUUAUGCUGAGGUUUACAAAGGGCGUUUGCCAAAUCAUCAGUUAGUAGCAGUUAAAAGACUAACAAGAGGAACAGCUGAUGAAACUAUAUGUGACUUCUUAUCAGAACUUGGAAUCAUGGCUCAUGUAAGCCACACCAACACUGCUAAAUUGGUUGGUUAUGGUGUGGAAGGUGGAAUGCAUCUGGUUCUUGAAUUGUCUGAAAAAGGAAGCCUAGCUUCAGUUCUUUAUGGGUCCAAGGAGAAGCUUCCGUAGUCUAUUAGGCAGAGAAUUGCAUUAGGAACAGCAGAGGGAAUAUUAUAUCUUCAUGAAGGUUGUCAAAGAAGAAUUAUACAUAGAAAUAUAAAAGCUGCAAAUAUCUUACUCACUGAUGACUUUAAGCCUCAGAUUUGUGAUUUUGGGCUAGCAAAAUGGCUACCAGAGAAUUGGAAUCACCACAGUGUUACAAGAUUUGAAGGGACAUUUGGGUUUGUAACAUUAAGAAAUAAAUAAAUUAAUCCUCUAUAAUCUAUAUUUAAUCAUUUUUUGUAACCUCAUAAUAACUUAGGUAUGGGUGACACAGAUACCUUGCUCUAGAAUACUUACUCCAUGGCAUAGUAGACGAAAAAAUAGAUGUAUUUUGCCUUGUUAUCUAAAAGUUUAUAUUUAAAAGUUUAUUUGCUUA